Molecule: messenger RNA, 2400 nt
Organism: Triticum turgidum subsp. durum (durum wheat)
Lineage: Eukaryota; Viridiplantae; Streptophyta; Magnoliopsida; Poales; Poaceae
Source: the annotation of a GenBank genome assembly
AUGGCAUGGAUUGAACUUGACACUUGUUAUUUGACACAUGAUAGCUCUGCUUCAUUGCAAUUCAAAUUGCAAAGUUGGAGGCAAUUUUUCGAGCAGUUAGGUGUGACUGAUUUUGUUCAGGUAAUGGAAGUUGAGAAGAAUGUAUUUGAGGCUGAUGACUGUCAAAAUGGUACUCCCUUCCAAGGUGGUAUACCUGGAACACCUUAUAUUGUGUAUGACUGGGAGUCACCAGAAUUGAUGACUAUGUUAUCAACACUCACCUCAAAGAAUUUGCGAGAAAAUUGUAUAUAUCUUCUGAAGGUUCUAGACAAAUACUGGAAUGAUUAUUAUAGUACAAAAUCUAGGAGUCUCACAAAUGCAACAGAUUGUGGUGAAAAGAGAAAAGUUGACUCUUCCUUUAUGAAGUGUCUGCGAAACUUCAAGUGGAUAGCAUCGAGUAUGGAUAAGGACCUUCAUUACGCAAGAGAUCUAUUCUGUGAUUUUAAAAAUGUGCGCUCUCUUCUUGGCAGCGUCGCCCCAUAUGCUAAACCACUGUUAUCAAGCACAUUACUUAGGAAGGAUAUUGGAUUCAAGACAACAGUAUCCCACAGUGACGCUUUAUUGAUCCUCAAUCACUGGAUAGCAUCACAAGCUAAUUUUAGUGCAAGAAUGGACCAUAUGUGCAAAUUCUACACCUUCAUGUCAGAAGGUGCCGCUAGUGGAGAGAUCAACAUUAAACGCGAUUUCCUACCACGCUGCUCUAUAUUUACACCACUGCAUGGUUCACCAUCAACUAAUUCUGUAACCGGGAGAUUUAUGUCUUCAAAUGAUUUGUAUUGGCAUGACCCAACAGGCUGUUGUGAAAAGAUAUAUGCAUCCAUUUUAAUGAAGGGGAAUAUGUUUCUGAGAAAGAUGUUGUCUGUGGCUUAUCCAAGCCUCCAUGAUUUCUUUACUGAGACGUGUGGUGUACCAAAGAUACCAACGACAUCUGAGUACCUUGAGAUACUGCUCCGGCUAUCAAGUGUUGCAUUGCCUUCACAAGUAGCCAAUCAUGUGUUUCGUGUAUUUGUGAGAUGGGUUAAUGAUCUCCAUUCUGGAAGUUAUAAGAUGGACGAUAUCUUGUUCUUGAAAGAAUCUCUUCAGAAGUUGGAAACAAUGGUAUUGCCAACCCUGGGUUACAGAUGGGUGUCCCUCCAUCCAUCUUUUGGUCUUGUUUGCUGGGCAGAUGAUGAUGAACUGAAGCAGCAAUUUCAGAACACUCGUGAGGUCGAAUUUAUACAAUUUGGUGAACUUUCUCUUGAUGACAAACAAAAACUCGAUGGGAGGGUUGCUGCAUUGAUGAACAUUAUAGGUAUUCCGGCACUUUCUAAGGUUGUGUACCGAGAACCAAUGCAUUCUGGUACAGGGAACAACAGAGGAAAGGCUAGUUUACUUAAUUGGCUUUUACCAUAUAUGCAACGUUACAUCUACAAGAUGCAUGGAGAUACUUACAAUAAAUUUCAGCAAAAUGAGGCCACGAAGCUUAGCAGUCUUGAAGUUAUUGUUGUUGAGAAGUUAUCCUACAAGUAUAUGCUGAAAGGACGUGAUAGUUCUUGUGAGGGAAGAUUUGAAUGCUCUUGUCUUUUACAGGGAAAUAUUUUAUAUGCUACUCAAGAAGCUGAUUCACAUUCGAUUCUUCUGGAAAUUUCUAAACUUUUCUUUGAUGGAUCUGUUGAUCUACACUUCGCAAAUUUUCUUCACAUGGUCAAAACCAUGUCAGAAUCUGGCUCCGCAGUGGAACAAAUUGAGUUUUUUAUUGUCAAUAAUCAGAAGGUGCCUCCGUUACCUGAACAGGAACCUGCUUGGUCCUUUUCUUCAUCGUUUGUCGCCGAGGAAAUAUUUAGUUCCCCAACAGCUGAACUCCAACCUCCGGAUGAACCCAGACGCCCCCUCAAGCGUAACAAGAACCCAGGAAUCAUUGAAAGCCACCCACCGAAUAAUCCUGAAACAGCACCUGAUCUUGAAACCUCUUACAUAAGCCAGGAAGAGAUAAAGGUGAAUGAUACUGCAUCUUCAUCAGAGCUUAGCAAGCCUGUCGUGUGUGGACCCAUGGAAGAUACUUCAGUUCCCAUCAAGGUUGAAGGGGAUCAUGUCGUGAAAGAGAAUUCAACAACAGAACAUAUGCUAGGCGUACAGAGUACGGUUGAAGUUGAUGAUGAGCCUGCUUGUUUGGACUUGGAAGCAGGAAGCUCACCAAGUCUGAUUGAUGAAACUGAGCUAACCGAUGUUGAUGAGAAACUCGCUGAUGUUGCAGAAGAUGGAAGCAAGUUAGGAGCUGGCACGCCUGGUAAUGCCACAGUUCACAAGCCAGAUGAGCGGUUAAGAACCGGCAGGCUUGGUGAAGCUGGUACACCAACACCUUGCCGGGCAGCUGGGACCUAG